AUGCGCCCACUAACAGACGUCGAGACGAAGACAUUGUUCGAGAAACUCGCAAACUACACCGGCCGUUCUCUCAACAAUCUCCUUACCGAUACGCUCCCCAGCUCGACACCACAGAAAACACCAGACCGCUUCGUUUUCCGCAUCUCAGGCGAUCGCGUGUACUACGUCCGCGAAUCCCUCGCCAAUCUCGCCGUUUCGGUCGCACGGGAUCAGCUUCUUUCCCUUGGAACUUGCCUGGGAAAAUUCACAAAGACCGGAAAGUUUCGUCUACACAUCACCGCACUGGAUGUCAUUGCGCCGCACGCACGGUACAAGGUGUGGGUGAAGGCGAACGGUGAAAUGCCAUUUUUGUACGGUGGACAUGUUGUCAAGGCGCAUGUGGGACGAUGGAGUGAGGAUGCGCCUGAGCACGCUGGAGUGGUGGUUAUGAGUUUGAACGACACACCGUUGGGAUUCGGAGUUACUGCGAGAUCAACCGCCGAGGCGAGAAAGCUGGAUCCUACUGGCAUUGUGACUUUCAGGCAGGCGGAUGUUGGCGAGUAUCUACGUGAUGAGGAUACUCUAUUUGCCGGUUGA
Messenger RNA from Ramularia collo-cygni, 576 nucleotides. RefSeq names its product probable NIP7 protein, required for efficient 60S ribosome subunit biogenesis. The transcript has 2 exons. Gene Ontology annotation, cellular component: nucleus; nucleolus; preribosome, large subunit precursor. The coding region runs from base 1 to 576 and encodes 191 amino acids. The record is from RefSeq and is a predicted model, not a curated record. Gene Ontology annotation, molecular function: RNA binding. Lineage: Eukaryota; Fungi; Ascomycota; Dothideomycetes; Mycosphaerellales; Mycosphaerellaceae. Gene Ontology annotation, biological process: ribosomal large subunit biogenesis; ribosome assembly.